CUCGGGCUCCCGCUCGAGGGCAGCGGCGAGAUUAAUGUGUCCAUACCCGCUAGUCAUGGGGUUGGGGUCUGAAAAUAUGAAUAGUUGGAGAUGGCCCAACGAUCCCUCCCGUAGCUUCGAACUUCCCACUCGACCUUGAUCAACUCCGGCUUCUUGGCAUCGCACUUUGGUACCACGAAACGUCAUCCCCUCGAUUCCCCCGCAGGUUGCACCUCGACCAGACUGAACGUACCGAGUACCCGCUACAUAAGACAAUCUCAGCCAUGUCCUCCAGCUCGGGCCAGCCGCCACGGCAGGCCCUGCUAGGCGGCGUCCCCUCCACGAUCCCCGACAUACCCGUCAGCGCGGUGCUGCUGGCGCUCUUCGUGGCCGGCGGCGCCACGCACCUGACCAUCUUUGUGCGCAACCGGCGGCGUGGGCCCGAGCACCACUUCUUCUUCUCCUUCCUGCUCUUCGUCUUCCCCGUCACCCGCGUGGCCGCGCUGUCGCUGCGCAUCGCCUGGGCCCGCGCGCGCGACGACGCCGACGUCGCCCUGGCCGCCACCGUCUUCACCGCCGCCGGCGUGCUCAUCCUCUUCAUCGUCAACCUCAUCCUGGCCCGCCGCGUCGUCCGCGCCCUGCACCCGCGCCUCGGCCGCCACCCGGCCCUGACGCACGCCUUCCGCGCCCUGCUGGCCACCAUCGUCGCCAUCCUGGUCAUGGUCGUCGUCUGCACCGUGCACUCCAGCCUGGGCGCCGACGCCGCCGCCAGGGCCAAGGAGAGGGACGUGCUGCGCUUCGCGGGCGUCUACAUGACCGUCGUCGCGCUGCUGCCGGCCGUCGCGGUCGCGCUGGCGUGGGCGGUGCCGAACCGGGGCCCGCACCACCCGCCCGAGCCGCUCGGGACGGGGCCGAUGUGGGCCAAGGUCGCGCUGCUGGGGUUCGCGUCGCUCCUGCUGACGCUCGGGGCCGGGUUCCGGGUCGGAGUCAACUUCGCGGCGAAGCCGGUCGGGCAGGAGCAGUGGUACCAUUCCAAGCCGGCCUUCUACUGCUUCAACUUCGUCCUCGACCUGAUCGUCGUCUAUUCUUAUGCCAUCUUCCGCUUCGACCGGAUGUUCCACAUUCCUCCCGUGGAACCUAAGAGCUCGGCGUCCGGUCACUCCUCCGGGGACGACAAAGAGGCGGCCCAUGGUUCGGGACCGCAGCAGCACCCGGGGCUGGGUUUGAAUGCAGAGAAGGGAAGUUUCGGGGAAAGCGGCAGAGACCUGAUGGACAAACACCGGGAUAGUGGGGCGGGACAUUAUGAAGUGUAAUUGACGGUUGUUGUUUACAUGGAGUGGGCAGUACAUAGAGAACUGGCUUUUCCAGAACAUAAUUAUGUGAAGCAAUGCUCCUUAGUGUCGAUACAGCCACGGCAACUGUCCUCGGCUCAUGUCACCAUCAUGACAGUGUCUCGUUAUACAUGCGAGCAAGGCGGCAUCGGUGAAUUGGAGUACUGUUUGAUAUUCCCCCCGGCGGGCCACCAGGAGUCCACU
This is a messenger RNA of Thermothelomyces thermophilus ATCC 42464, 1514 nucleotides long. RefSeq lists its product as uncharacterized. The transcript has 2 exons. Lineage: Eukaryota; Fungi; Ascomycota; Sordariomycetes; Sordariales; Chaetomiaceae. The record is from RefSeq and is a predicted model, not a curated record. Bases 264 to 1292 code for a protein of 342 amino acids.